Messenger RNA from Bathycoccus prasinos, 837 nucleotides. RefSeq lists its product with no specific name. The transcript has a single exon. Gene Ontology annotation, molecular function: DNA binding; DNA-binding transcription factor activity. NCBI's taxonomy places the organism in Eukaryota, Viridiplantae, Chlorophyta, Mamiellophyceae, Mamiellales, Bathycoccaceae. The record is from RefSeq and is a predicted model, not a curated record. The coding region runs from base 1 to 837 and encodes 278 amino acids. Gene Ontology annotation, biological process: regulation of DNA-templated transcription.
AUGGUAUCGCCGGCGGCGAGUCUCAUCGACGACAUCGCCGCCGCGAGCAUGUUACAACAGUACAUCGACGUCGACGAUGAGAUUAUCGAGGACGGCGAGGAAGAAGCGGGCGAGGACGACGAGAACGACGACGACGACAUUAAUCGCGCCGGCGCGUUUUCGUUCCAGUCUCCUCCUCUUCUUCGACGAACAAACAGCGAGUACAUAAACAACAACAACAACCAACAUCAUCACCAACACCAUCGUCACCAUCAUCAUCAUCAUCAACCGUCGUUCCUAUCGCAUUUCAUUUCCUCUCUUCCAUCGACAGUUCUCGAAGAAAAAGGAGGAGAAGAUGAAGAAGAAAAAGAGAUGCUGAAUAAUACUAAUCCUGUUCUUCGACGCUCUGUGACAGCCCCUGUGAACGCGUGUAACGUCGCCGCCGCGGAGGAUGCGAUGAUGCAACACACGCGAGAGUAUAACGGCGUGUUUCGCCCUGCUUUUGUAACGCGGUGGUCGUCGUUCGUAGAUAUUGGGGUGAAUAAAAGAUACGAGCUCGGAACUUGGACGACGAAAGAGAGCGCGGCGAGAGCGCACGACGCGGCUUUACUCUUCAUGCGAGGAGACUCCAAAGAGACGAGGGAGAUGAUGAACUUUCCGAUGAGCGAAUACGAAAAUACAUUGAAAGAGCUGAAAGAUAUAAAUAUCUCAGCCACUAGCACGAACGAAGACUUCGUGGAAGCGUUGGUUGAAAGUUCGGCGAAAAUAGAGAGAAGACAGAGCCGUUAUAGAGGCGUGGUGAAAUCCAAAGAGCACGAGAAUAAAUUUGAAGCGAGAAUAUUUUACGACGAGAUGUAG